Messenger RNA from Homalodisca vitripennis (glassy-winged sharpshooter), 456 nucleotides. RefSeq lists its product as uncharacterized. The record is from RefSeq and is a predicted model, not a curated record. The transcript has 3 exons. NCBI's taxonomy places the organism in Eukaryota, Metazoa, Arthropoda, Insecta, Hemiptera, Cicadellidae. Bases 1 to 441 code for a protein of 146 amino acids.
AUGCUAGCGAGUCUCGGUGAUAAUACAGACAGUCAUACUAAUCAACGGUGUCGCCGUGUAUUCUUGGUUACUGAUAGUACACGUGGUCACGUCGCGAGCGACGAGGAGGGGGGGGUGGGGGACUGUGAUGCAGACACGAUACUAUCCGCUCCAAGGUUCGCGCUAGGUGGCUGCUGUAUGCCUAGUUUCCUUCAGUCAGUGCUUCUUGAACAAGAAGAAAGUGAAGAUGAAAUGUCAUCAGCUAUAGACGAUACAGACAGCGAUCCUGACUACGAUCCAAGCGGCUUCAGGGAUCAGCCUCAUACUCCUGAUUUGAAAAAGUAUCGAAAGGGGCUCUUUCGUGAAGAUUGUUAUAAGGCUCCGAAAGUUAGAGAAAUGUAUGUUGGUCAAGAUAUAAAAGGAAAAAAGGGUUCAGGUAAGUUUGCAUACAUUACGCCUUAGUUGAACUUAUUUAUA